Suillus discolor is the source of this 1033-nucleotide messenger RNA. Its product is annotated as putative undecaprenyl diphosphate synthase-domain-containing protein. Bases 30 to 896 code for a protein of 288 amino acids. Gene Ontology annotation, molecular function: ditrans,polycis-polyprenyl diphosphate synthase [(2E,6E)-farnesyl diphosphate specific] activity. The transcript has 8 exons. Gene Ontology annotation, cellular component: membrane; lipid droplet; endoplasmic reticulum. The record is from RefSeq and is a predicted model, not a curated record. NCBI's taxonomy places the organism in Eukaryota, Fungi, Basidiomycota, Agaricomycetes, Boletales, Suillaceae.
ACCUUCUGCAGCCACGUUCGAACUUCGCAAUGACAUGGCCCGGGAUCCUGGGCUGGACAGCGUCCUUGCUCGCCUUCAUCAAGGCCCAACUCGUAAUUCUGCUCCUCCAUGUUCUUUCUGCAGGCCCUAUUCCACGUCAUGUGGCCUUCGAAAUGGAUGGUAACCGCCGCUUUGCACGUCUCACUGGCCGCCGCGCGGUUGACGGUCAUUCAGACGGGUUCCAUACACUUAAGCAGAUAUUAGAGACAUGCAUGCGUCUUAACAUACACUGUGUUACGGUCUACGCCUUUGCGAUCGAAAACUUCAAUAGACCACCUGACGAGGUCGACGCGCUCAUGAAACUAGCAGAAGAGAGGCUCGUGGAGAUAGCACAGAAUGGUGCCCUCCUAAGCCAGUACGGUGUACGCCUCAACGUACUUGGCCAUCGCAAGCUGCUACCUGUACAUGUUCAAGUCGCAAUUGAUAAAGCGGAGGGAAUGACGCGUCAGAAUAACAGAGCAAUAUUAAAUGUCUGCGCACCAUACGCCUCGCGCCAUGAGAUGACAUUGGCGGUACAAACUGUUGUGCAGCAGGCCCUUGAUAAAGAGAACUUCGAUUCUUCAUUGAUCACAGAACAAAUUAUCGAGGAAAAUCUUAUGACUUCACUUGGGGGCAGUCCGCCGCUCGACAUUUUCAUUCGCACGAGUGGCGUGAAGCGAUUGAGUGGUUUUCUGCAGUGGCAGUGCUGCGAAAACACACAAAUUCACAUGGUAAAUACCUAUUGGCCCGACUUCGGCCUCUGGGAUUUUGUGCCCAUUUUACUAGAUUACCAACGGAAGGUGCUUGCUAGUGUAGUGGGCAUUGUAGUACCAGGCAUUCUUAUUUUACAGCGUCCUUCACCAAAUGUCGCUCGAUAAAAUUAUUUGUUGUUUUCUACCUUCUUUUAUGAUACGGCAAAGGUUGCAGAUGGUGGCCGAUGACACUUUCAAGUCUGCAGCAUUUACAGCUGCUGCAAAGGCCCUCAAAGACAGUCACAACACCUGGGGGUGCUCCG